Molecule: messenger RNA, 1825 nt
Organism: Culex pipiens pallens (northern house mosquito)
Lineage: Eukaryota; Metazoa; Arthropoda; Insecta; Diptera; Culicidae
Product: vitellogenin-1
Exons: 7
Coding region: 650-1639 (329 amino acids)
Biological process (GO): lipid metabolic process
Molecular function (GO): lipase activity
Source: RefSeq, a predicted model, not a curated record
GGUUCAGUCCGUCGGAUCUCGUGUCAACAGUCGGUUCGGUGUCGGUGUCCGAAUAGUUAGUUGGCCCAGUGCCUGUCAGUGGUGUAUUCUUUCCAAUUUUAGCGCGCGAUUCUCACGCGUGACCCAAGCUGCUGUAGGUGUUGGAGAGCGAAUAAACACGCGCGCGUCAACGCCUAACUUGUGUGUGAUACGCAAUACUAGUGUGAACAGGGCUAGAGGUGAGCUCUCGCGGAGAAGCGACUUAGAACAUUGACCACUUGGUGAAGAGACCUGUCGGAAAAUACCUGCUGGAAAACUUUCCACGACAAACACCGCGUACCUACAGAAGGGAGGUUAGGUUAGAUGGCGUGAGUGCACGUCAGCUGAACUUAGUCCGUGAACGACCGUUGAUCUGCGCAGGUAAUCGUGUAGUCGAUUGAGUGAUUUAAGCGAGAUUAUCGAAUCGUGUGUGCGCGGUUUAUUGAAAGUGCACCCUGGUGAGAGAUAAACAUCUAUCGGUAAUGAUAGUGAAUCAGCGGGGCAAGUUCAACCAGCAAAGAAGAUAAAUUACGGGAAGACACUCAACGACUGGUAAUCCAGAAGGAAGCUGCUGUUUUAAGGAGUGAUCCACGAUGCCAUCUGGGAUGAAGAAAGUGAAAAAUCCAAGGCUAUGGGUCGGCAUGAAACCAACCAAAUCGCAACUUGGAACGGCGAAAUUUAUGUAUUUUUACGGGUAAGCAAAACAAAUAAAUGCCUCCGAAAUUCACCCAAACAAAUCGUAACUUUCAGCUCAAAGUUCGAGGAUCACGAAUCGUACGACCUGGACCAGGCGGAACAGAUCGUGAGCCACGAGAAGUUUGACGCGCGCAAAAAGACGGUCAUGUACUUCCACGGGUACAUCGAGUCGCCGGAGGUGGAGAGCGUGCACGUGAUCGUGGACGCGUACCAGAAGCGCGGCGACCACAACCUGAUCGUGCUGGACUGGACGAACCUGGCCGAUGGGAGCUACCUGCUCGAGGCGGUGCCAAAUUGUUUGAAGCUUGGCCAGAAGCUAGGCAAGGUGAUACUUAACAUGGUCAACUUUGGCUUGGACGUCGAUAAGCUGCACAUCGUGGGCCACUCGCUCGGUGCCCAACUGGCCGGGUACGCCGGCCGCACUGUGAUAUCGCAAUCAGAUAAGAAGAUUAAGCUUAAGCGAAUCUCCGCACUCGAUCCAGCCUUCCCGCCGUUUUAUCCGGGCGUGUUUGUGACGCACUUGAGCGACAAGGACGCCGACUUUGUUGACGUGAUCCACACCGAUGCCUGGCUGUACGGCGCCCCGGUCAGUACCGGAACGGCGGAUUUUUGGCCCAACAAUGGUAAAACCCUGCAGCCCGGAUGCCCGAAAAGGAACUACAAGCCGCUCACGGACAACGAUUUGUGCAGCCACCGGCGGUCCUGGUGGUUCUGGGCGGAAAGCGUUGCCGAACGGGGGACACAGAGCUUCCACUCGGUCCGCUGCAAGUCCUGGGGGGACUUCAAGGAGGGCAAGGUCGACCGGUCCGGCCAGGUGGUGCACAUGGGCAUCGACUGCAGCUCGGACGCCAAAGGAGACUACUACCUGCAGACGAACGGCAGUCCGCCGUACUCCAAAGGAGUGUCGGGAGCCAAGUUUGAAUAGCAUUUUAAGGGCACAGGUGCUGGGUACUAGCACUUUUUAGGCGUUGUACAAAGAUUUGUUAUAAAAAGUGGUAAACAGUUACGAAGUAACGUAGUUGUGUAAUGUAACUUUUAGUAAGACAGAAUCCAGGCGACAAUAAAAAAGUUAUAAAAUUUUAGGAAAUAAAUUCAAUCAGAUUCAGAUAUA